Molecule: messenger RNA, 1334 nt
Organism: Homalodisca vitripennis (glassy-winged sharpshooter)
Lineage: Eukaryota; Metazoa; Arthropoda; Insecta; Hemiptera; Cicadellidae
Product: serine/arginine-rich splicing factor 7-like
Exons: 5
Coding region: 181-759 (192 amino acids)
Biological process (GO): mRNA splicing, via spliceosome
Cellular component (GO): nuclear speck
Molecular function (GO): zinc ion binding; RNA binding
Source: RefSeq, a predicted model, not a curated record
CCAAGCAAGAUUUAGAGGAUUCCUUUUCAUACUAUGGACCGAUCAGGAAUGUUUGGGUGGCCAGGAAUCCACCAGGCUUUGCCUUUGUGGAGUUUGAGGAUCCUAGAGAUGCCGAAGAUGCUGUGAGAGGCUUAGAUGGGCGCACUGUUUGUGGUCGCCGAGUGAGGGUAGAAAUGUCGAAUGGUGCUCGUAGCAAGGGUGGCUUCCGAGGCCCUCCUCCUCGUCGAAGUCGUCCGUUUCACCCUGAGGACAGGUGUUAUGAGUGUGGCGAACGUGGCCACUAUGCUAGAGACUGUACUCGCUAUAGUAGCAGCCGACGUGGAGGGCGUCGCAGGUCAUACAGCCGGAGCAGGAGCCGUUCCCGUUCAAGGGACCGUCGCUCACGCAGCCGCAGCGCUUCACGCUCCAGGUCACGCAAUCGCAGCAAGUCCCGCAGCCCCAAGGACCGCAGCAAGAGCCGAUCCAAGUCCCGAUCCCGUUCCCGCAGCAGGUAAAGAAGCUUCUCGUAACCCAGGGCAAACUAAUACACCAUUCGCUGUUUCCAUCGUGCACCAGUCAGAGAGUGUUUGGCUGUUAGGAUCACACCUGCUGAAUGUAACUGAAGAUAUAUGUUCUAGUGAUAUUCCCUCAGAUGCUGUACGUAGUUUGCCCCUCAACAGUCCUAGGUUUAAACUAUGUUUAAUGUUGUCAUUUAUAAGGACAUUUUUAUUGAUCGUAUUGGACUUGUACAUUGCUUUUUUCCCACAUUGUGUUACGUAAUAAUAAUUCAUUUUCAAUUGUCGCAAAUGAAGAGGAAAUUAAUUUUUAUGAACUAUUUUGUAAAUAAUACAAUAUACUUCUGUUAAUCUGCUCACUUUUAAUCUCAUCAUGUUUUAAUUUAUUUCCCGUUUUUUUUUUUUUUUUUUUUACCCACAAAGUCGCUGAAGAUGAUUUCCACCCACAUAAUACAUUAGUUAUCUCUGCAUUUGUGUUGACGAUAAGCUUAGUUAAAUUUUCUUAUGUAAAUCCAGUGUUAGUUUAGUGCUAGAUUAGAGUAAUGUAAUUUCACCUGUGCAAUCUAGGGCAUUCUCAAUGUUGUUUCUUGGAAUUAAAAAAAAACUGGAAUAAAAAUAAAUGUAACCUAAUUUUGGGAGGAUUUCUUGUUUGGUUACCGACCGCUGAAGUAUUGGUGAACAGUUUAUAUUGGAAGGCUGGAUAGUAAUAUUCCUUUUGUUUAUUUUCUUAAGUUGGAAUGAAGCCAUAAUCGUAAUUUGUUAAUUUUGUCUCUUUAACUUUUGUAAUAGUUGAAGAGUAUAUACUAUGAUUGCGUGAAAUAUAUAUAUUAAAAACAGUUA